AUGGCCGCCCGCCAAAUCACUGCUCGCCUUGCGGGCUUCGGCGUGCCAUACACUGUAGACACACACGAGGACUACGUGCAGAGAGACGCCGCCUUCUCGCGCGACGGCGCAUGCCUCGUCACCAACAGCGCCGACAAACGUCUGCGCGUCUUCAGCCUAUCACACGACGAUCUCGCUGAAGGCAACCCGCACGCACUCGAACCGCAGACGACCAUCGAUUCUCCCGAGCAGAUCAACGCCUACGCCCUCUGGCCGCAAUGGGAGUCCAGCGCGGGCAACACGACCUACCUCCUGCAUAGCGUGCUCCACCAGCCCAUGCGCCUGGUCAACGCCGUUGACGGCUCCGUUCUCGCACGCUACCCACUCUAUGACGCCUACCAGGAGGAAUACCGCAAUGUAAUGUCGCUCGCCUUCUUGAACAAUGGCGCCCAGUUCAUCGCCGGCGCGCGCCACCGCCUCGCCCUCUUCGACAUCACACGCUACAACGAUGCGCCCAUAGUUGAGCAUGUGACCGCACCGCCCCGUCGUCCCCGCGGCAUGUACAAGGACGCGCGCCACAUUCGUGGCGAGUUCCUCGCGCUCGCAGUGAGCCCGUUCAGCGACCUCUACGCAGCCGGCACCGAGACCCGCAAGAUCGCGCUCUAUGACCCCGCUGGCCGCGGCGAGUGCGCCGCGCUCUUUUCACUCCAGACCUCGUCCCCGGGCACCGGCGUCACGUCCCUUGCCUGGAGCCCCUGCGGCCGCUACCUCUAUGCCGCCGAGCGCAACAGCGACGCCAUCACCGUCUACGACAUCCGCGUCGCGGGCUGCCGCCUUGCGGUCCUGCGCGGACGUCGCGCCUUCACGAACCAGCGUCUGGGCUUCUCGGUGCUGCCGCACGACGAGGCUGGUCAGGACCACAGCAUCAUUGCCGGCGGCGCAGACGGCGUUGUGCGCGUCUGGAAUAACCCCACCUCAGGCGAGGGCGUGCUCGAUCCCAGCGCCGAGUGGCGCGCUCACGACGGCGCCGUCGCUUCCACGCUCGUCAACCCCGUCGCGCCCUCUUAUAUCGCGACCUCCACCGGCGAGCGGCACUUCCCCAGCUAUGACUCUGACAGCAAUUCCUCCGACCCCGACAGCGGCUCCUCCGACUCCGACAGCGACGGCACCGACUCCGAGAACAGUGAUGCCCACUCUGCUCACAAUGACGCCGACGCCAAUAACGACGUCGACGCUGACAGCAUCGACGUAGAGGCCAACAGCAACAACAGCCACACCUCCGCCUCCAAGCAGAGCAGCACGCCCCCGGCGCCGGACCACUGGCUCAAGGUCUGGAAUAUCUGA
Aplosporella prunicola CBS 121167 is the source of this 1323-nucleotide messenger RNA. RefSeq lists its product as uncharacterized. Bases 1 to 1323 code for a protein of 440 amino acids. NCBI's taxonomy places the organism in Eukaryota, Fungi, Ascomycota, Dothideomycetes, Botryosphaeriales, Aplosporellaceae. Gene Ontology annotation, molecular function: protein binding. The transcript has 3 exons. The record is from RefSeq and is a predicted model, not a curated record.